ACACACGCUUUCUAACAAGCUGUAUUUGUUCAUUCAAAAAGUACAUCGUUUUCGCCCUAUGUUUCUCGUCGGACAUUUGAAGGGACGGAAACCAAACAGCCACGUAGUAAAAGGCGAAGCUCGCAUAAAGUGCUGCCCAUGUUGGAUGUGCUCCCAGCUGGCCUGCCUCUGAAGAUGGUUUUGUGAGACGUUCUUUCCGAAGGCGCACCAGCGGCACUGUGACUGUUCAGCUUCUCAAUGGAAAUGGAAACAAACCAAUCAGGAGCAGUUCAAAUGGAGGCCAGUGUUAAUCACGAAGACCAAGUUAUAAAAGCCAAAGAAGCUGAAUCCUAUGCAAUAGGAGGAGAAACGCAAUUGGGUCAACAAGAACAGGAUAACAAGCUAAACACAAAAGGGAAUAUUUGUAAUGGUCCUGUGAGGUCAGAGGUGCUGCCAAACGGAGACGGACUGGCCGAGGGCUUUGGUGCUGCUAGGGACACCCGUUGGAAUGGGUCCCUACCUCCGACAGCACCUCCGCAGAGCACCAGCUCCCCUGUCAACUCCCAAACCCAAGACCCCUCCCCAGGUGCUGCUGCUUAUCCACCCAUGAUGCUAGAGAAGUCUGAUGGGGCUAGUGCCGAGGUCACGGUACACACGGGUGAUGCAUUGCAGUCGCUCAGACUCAGUAUGCCUAUGCAGGAGACUGAAUUGUCUCUAGCCAACCAGAAGCCGUCACUGGAGAUGGAAAAUGAGGAGAAGAUUCGCCUGGAGGCUCGCCGGCGCCUGGAGGAGCAGCUCAAACAGUACAGAGUGCAGAGACAUAAGGAGAGGUCUCACCGCACCACCACUAAGAACCGGCCAUUCAGCACCCUGGAUCCAGAGCUCAUGCUGCAUCCUGAGGCCCUGCCCCGGGCCAACACUGUCUCCAUGACGACGGAGUAUUCCUUCCUCAGGACCAGUGUCCCUCGUGGCCCCAAACUGGGUAGCCUGGGAAUUCCCCCUUCCAAGGAGAGGAAGUCCAGGUCUCCCCGUCCCAGCAAGAUCCACUCCUUGGCAGACUACAAGUCUCCUGAGAAUGAUGGUGGAGGAGGAGGAGUAAGGACAGCAGAUAACACAAUGAGCUCCCUCCAGUCCACCAUUAGCUCAGUGUCCACACUGUCUGAGGUCAGUGUGAUGUCAGAGGGCAGUACCUGUGAGACAUACGCCCAGCCCAGUGCUCCAUUCCAAGUCGGGGACAAUGUCUCAGAAAUUGACGGCAGCGAAUCGGGAACAAGGCCAGGGAAUGAUGGCAACGACAGCGACAGCUCGUCCUACAGCAGUGUGUCAACCAGGGGCACAUACGGCAUGCUCUCUGCGGCAGUGGACAGGCAGCAGGGGGCUUACACAGUGGAGGGGAGGGAGAUUGCCCCUGAGGCCAUGGGUCAGUUCCCCUCCCUGCAGGAGGUGCUGCAGGCGGCCAGUGAAGAGCAGCACCUGCUGGAGUUGGAGCAGCAGAGAGAAGAGACAGCGGAGCCUCGGAGUCGCAGGGACAGUUUCUCCAGCAGUGUUUCUCUGGAGAGUUCAGUGAUGGGCCAUGAUGACAUGCUCCAAGUGCUCAAAGAGAAAAUGAGGCUUGAGGGCCAGCUGGAGUCCUUGUCAUCUGAGGCCAAUCAGGCUCUCAAAGAGAAGACAGAGCUUCAGGCCCAGCUGGCUACAGUGAAUGCUCAGCUGCGGGCUGAGAAGGAGGAGGCUCAGGUGAGCCAGGAGAAAAAGAGUGCCCUCACCACAGAGGUUGGCACACUGCGGAAGAACUGUGGCCAGCUGGAGAAGGCUAUGGUGGAGCUUCAGGGAAGUCUGGAAAGCAAGAAUGCCGGUCUCGCUUCCCUAAGCAAUGACCUGAAGGUGGCCGAAGAUCAAUACAACAGGCUGAUGGGGAAGGUGGAGGAGAUGCAAAUCACUGUGACCUCAAGAGAUAAUACAGUUCAGGAGUUGCGUCAGCAGAUGGGUGGUCUUCAGAACCAGCUUCAACAGGUGCAGCUGGAGCGCAGCACGCUGCAGAGCCGACUGAAGACCUCACAGGCUGAGAUUGACUCACUCCAGCAGGUCAGACAGUGGUACCAGCAGCAGCUGGCUCUGGCCCAGGAGGCAAGAGUACGACUGCAGAGCGAAAUGGCCAACAUGCAGGCCGGACAGAUGACUCAGAUUGGUGUUAUGGAACAUCUGAAGCUGGAGAAUGUGACGCUGUCUCACCAGCUGAAUGAGACACAACAUCGGUCCAUAAAAGAAAAAGAGCGUAUUGCUGUUCAGUUGCAGAGCAUUGAGGCUGACAUGAUGACCCAGGAAUCGGCUUACAAGCAGAUCCAGGAUGCAAAGACCAUGGUGGAAGAUGACCUGCAGCACAAACUGGAUGAGUUUGAGGAAGAGCGUGAGCACUUAAUAAAACUGGCCAACACAGCCAGCACACUGGAAAGGGAACUAGAGCAGGUGAGGUUGAGCCUUUCCCAGAAGGAUGUGCAGCUGCAGUCACUCCAGAAAGAACAUCUGGAGCUCAUGCGCCAGCUGACAACCACUCAGGAGAACCUGCACACCAAAGAGCUGUCCAUCAACCAGCUGGAGGCCCGCUACCUGGAGCUGGAGGCCCAGCUGGCCGAGCUGCAGACUGAGAGCAAUGCCAAGGACGACAACAUCCAGUACCUCCAGAACGAGAAGAUUGUCCUGGAGGUGGCGCUGCAAGCAGCUCGGGCUGACAAGAGUCAACUUGACGAAGGCGCCGAGCGGCUCGGAGAGGAUGUUCUGGUGGCCUCGGAUGUCUUGGAUCAGCUCAGACAGGAAGUCCAGGUCAAAGCCAGUCAGAUUGAAACUCUCCAACAAGAAAACAGUGCUGUGAAGAAACAAGCUCAGAAGUUUAAGGAGCAGUUCCAACAACAGAAGGUGAUGGUGGAAGCUUACCGCCGGGACGCCAGCUCCAAAGACCAGUUGAUCAGUGAGCUCAAGUCCACCAAAAAGCGUCUGUUGGCGGAGGUGAAGGACCUGAGGCAGGAGCUGCUGGGCGUCCAAGGGGAGAAGCAGAAGGCAGAGCUGGAACAGGUCCGGCUGCAGAAGGAGGUGGUGAGAGUCCAGGAGCAGCUGAGUAACAUGGAAGCUCAUCUGCAAACCAUUCAGAAGGAAAGGGAUCAUCUGGAAAACCACAUCCAGUCUCUGCAGUUUGAUCAGAGCCAGCUUGCAGCAGUGACACAAGAGAACGAAAGCCUUAGGAAACAGGUGGAGCAAAUGGAGGGUGAAGCCAAAAAGGCAAUCUCAGAGCAGAAGGUGCGCAUGAAGCGGCUGGGGACAGAUUUGACCAGUGCUCAGAAGGAGGUGAAGGCCAAACACAAGGCCUAUGAGAACGCUGUGGGCAUCCUGAGCAGGAGGCUGCAAGAGGCCCUGACUGACAAGGAGGCGACCGAGGCAGAGCUGGUCAAACUCAAGGCCCAGGUGUCGGACGGGGGAAACAGCCAGGCCUUGCAGGUGAAGAUUAAGGCUCUGCAAGAGGAGCUGCAGGCUGUAUCCAAGAGCAAGACUAUGCUGGAGAAGGAGCUGCAGGAGGUGAUCAACCUUACCUCCACAGAGCUGGAGGAAUACCAGGAGAAGGUCAUGGAGCUGGAGGAUGAGCUUCAAGAGGCGCGGUGCUUCAAAAAGCGGAUCAGAAAGUUAGAAGACGCCAACAAGAAGCUAGCACUUGAGCUGGAGCAUGAAAAAGGGAAACUGGCUGGAUUGGCACAGUCUCACAAUUCACUGCGGGAGCAUUCCAACAUUUUGGAGUCUGCCCUUGCCAAGAGAGAAGCAGAUCUUGUCCAACUCAACUUACAGGUUCAAGCUGUUCUAAAGCGUAAAGAGGAGGAGGACCAGCAAAUGAAGCAGGUGGUACAGACUCUACAACUUGCCUUGGAAAAAGAGAAAACCAAAGUCAAGGACCUGAAGGAACAGGUGGCAGCAGCAAAGGCUGAGGCAGCUCACAACAAACGGCACUACAGGGCGGCCAUGCUGGAGCUGACGGAGAUCAAGAAAGACCUGCAGGCCAAAGAGGACCUGGUCAAAGCUCUGCACCUUGAAGCACACAAACUACAGGCUCGGGAUGAGCAGCACGCUCUGGAGGUGUCCGGGUUCCAGGAGGAGCUGACCGAGGCUCACUCACAGCUCCAAAUCCUCCAGAAACAACUGGAUGAGGAACUGGCCAAGCAGCCCCUCACUCACCAAGAGGUUGAAGACCUGAAGUGGGAGGUGGAGCAGAGGCAGAGGGAGAUUGAAGCUCAGAAGCAGCAGGUGGAGAUGAUGGAGCAGUGCCAACACAGGGAGCUUGACAACCUACAGACGGCUCUACAGAACAUCAAGGUGGAGCUGGAGUCGGUGCAGGAGGAGCUGAGCGGCACCAGGAAGGACAAGUUUAUGCUGCAGGCCAAAGUGGGUGAGCUGAGGAACAGCAUGAAGACAGUUCUGCUGCAGAACCAGCAAUUCAAACAGGACCUCAAAGGGAGCCGCCUGAGGAAGCGCAUGGAGUUAAAGAGUGAGGGGAACCCAUCCAACCCGAUGACACCAGUUAAGAUCCCAGACUGCCCAGUGCCUGCGUCUCUACUGGAUGAGUUGCUGAAACCAUCAGCUUCUGUCAACAAGGAGCCCCUCAACAACCUGCACAACUGUCUCCGGCAGCUCAAGGAGGAGAUGGACAGCCUCCAAAGGCAGAUGGAGGAACACACAGUAACAGUACAUGAGUCAGUGAGUUCAUGGACAAACGCAGAACUGGGGCUUCAAAACAACAAAUCCUCAACACCACUAAACAACAUGGUGGUAGAAAAUAACAAUGAAGCAGAAGAGCAGGAAUCCUAACAGAAGAACUUUUUUCAGGCCAAUAGAGGGAGAGUGGAGUUUUAUCCACAAAGGCCGUUUUUAGUCCCAUAAUCUCUUUCUCUUAUCAAGUGCUGCCAACAUUUGGCAUUCUCCCAUUGGCACAGAAGUGCGUUUCGCAGAGUAAUACUUUAUAUACCAUAGCUUUAUUCUUUCCUCUUUUUUUUCGAUGGAUGUUAAUAUUUUUGUUUUGCUUUUGUCACAUUUAUUUAUUUAGAGUUAAAGAAUUACAACUCCUUCAUUUGACUGCCUGCUCUAACAGGAUCCCUCAUCUACAGUUUUGUUAUCAUAGAUACAAAUAUGGUCGACUUGUAAACUGAUCCGUUUAGCCAGUUCUCCCUGUUGAAGUUUUACUCAAUGAAAGGUAUUUAGUCAUCGUCCUUUUCAUAAAAUUAAAAAUUGGCGGCUUUGAUGCUGCUUAAUUAUGGCUGACAUUAUUUCAAAUAGUGUUUUGGUGACAGAAACGACAGUUGAGUCUGCCACCAGACUGACAAUAAACUGUUCUUCCAUUUGUCUGUGCCUGUGUACAAGUGAAGUUGCCUAUCUAUGAUUUAACUGACAUGCUUACACUUCCACAUUGUGUCUCAAGAGGCUCGUGAUGAAACAUCAUCCCUCCUUUUAGGGAAGUUGAAAGUCAUACAUUUAUGGUCAGUGUUUUUGUGUAUGGCCUCAUGUUAAAAUGCAGUGUUUAUCAUGUUGGUUGUUACCAUAUCACCUUGGGUUCUUAAACUCUGAAAAUACUAAUCUCAGUUAUCUGUGGAGAUGUUUUGUCUAGCAUGGACUGCAGUAAUUCGCACGCAAAAAAGCCUUAAGCAACCUUUCAUAUGCUGUAAAGGACUAAGUCGGUUUGGAUGAACGGAUUUCUGCUGAGGUUGUGCGCAAGAUGUAAUAUGCUGUAUCGUUUUACGUGUUCAAAUCCUUUUCUGAAGAAUGGUGUUUUGUGAAAUAAGUGGGUCACAUCAACUGACAUUGCAUACAAGAUGAUUCCAUCGUAAUCUGACAGAGAGAGAAAGUCUUAUGAUGAAGCAGAAAUGUUACUUCUAUCAGCAGGUGCAAUCUGAUGUGUUCAUUUUCUGUUGUUACAUUUGGUACAUACUGUAUUUACAAAAAAAGUAACCCCGGAGUCACAUGUUAUAUUUGUGUUAUGGCUGUUUCUGGGGUAAGGGGAUAAGUUAAUUGUUUCCAGAGGUUAAUAUAUAAAUACACUUCUUUUUUUUUGUAUGAUUGUAACUUUAUCAUAAUUGUUUAAUAGUGUAAAGAAGAUGAAAUACAAAAUAUCAAAUGAAAACCAUAAAGCAAACUUCAUAGUGAUUAUGGUACAGUUUGUAGAGGGCUCAUUGGAUGAUAUAGCAUUCAGCAUGCAACUGUGCGGCAGCUGCCGUGUUGGUGCACAUUCCCACUCUAAAUAAUGAAAUGCAGGAAACACCAUAUUAUGUCUAGGAAUUUCCAAAGGAACAAUACAUAUUUUGAGAAUGUUUGUUGAAGUUAAUAACUGCAAAAUGUUGAUAUAUUGUGUUCUAAAAAAACAAAAAAAACAACAAUUCCGAAUUUCCUUUCUCUGUAAUUUAAAGCAAUAUGUAAUAACAUUUGCUGGGGCACCUGAGCUGUAUGCAUAAACCUUUGCUGUAUGUUUUUUUUUCUUUCUUUUUUUUCUUCUUUCAAAUAUUGGAAUUGAUUCAUUCCUGUUUUAACAUUUGUGCUGGGAGAUGUGGUUGCUACGAUCAUAAAAAUUGCACUAUUCAACUGUCA
This is a messenger RNA of Scophthalmus maximus (turbot), 6588 nucleotides long. It is a transcript of the gene golga3, whose product is annotated as golgin A3. The transcript is spliced from 24 exons. NCBI's taxonomy places the organism in Eukaryota, Metazoa, Chordata, Actinopteri, Pleuronectiformes, Scophthalmidae. Bases 238 to 4821 code for a protein of 1527 amino acids. The record is from RefSeq and is a predicted model, not a curated record.